CUCGUAGCCUGUGAGAUUUCACCUGUGACAAACUAGCGCAUAAUAAUCCUAAUGAGCAUAUUGACAACUAUGUGAUAUAAUGCUGCUACUUUUUGGGUGAAGAUGCAGAAUUUUGCGUCUCCAUUUUUUCACAGGCAGCUUCUGAUAUUCCUAUAUGCAAAUCUUAGCCUUCAGGUCCAAGGGUAUAGUUGUUCUUCAUGAGUACUGCAUUAUUCAACUUCAAUAAAAGUAUAAAAACAAUCUUUUAGACUUGUGACAAUAAUACUACUAAAGAAGGCCUAAAUAAUAUUACUACGUUCAAGUAACAACAAAUCGUAACUCAUAUAUCGUCAAAACGCUGUCGAAGACAGACCAUAUAGAGACUAGGACACGUUGCUUGAUUUCGCAAUAUAGAAACUUCUAUUAUUUCACUAAUAAGUGUAUGGAUCAAAUUCUCACAAAAGUUACGGCGAGUGCUGCGACAUACGCGACUGCCUAUGCGAUUCGAACAGGAGUGAAUUGGGCAGGAUCAUUGGCAGCAAAACGUCUCACAAGCUUCAUUCAGCAAUCUGCUCCUGAAUCUUCCCAAUCUAAUUUGGAGCUUGUAAAAUCAAGACUAGAACAGAAGAUCCUGGCUAUCACACCUGCUGUUGACUUGAUUGAGCUCAUAGCUGCGCGCGGAAAUUCUAGUUUACAAAACCUCGUACCUCUAAUUCAAAGACUUCGAGAUCACAUCAAUGAAUUUUCUGAAUUCGUAAAUGAAAAGGAUUUAUUAAAUCCAGAUCAGGAAAAUCUUGAAGAAGCAUCCAAAGACAUUCACACUAGCUGUGAAAGUUUACUAAAGGAAAUUGAGCAGACCAUUCCUUUAAUUAAUCUUUCUCUUACAACUUCAGGCGUGACUUUGAGUUCAGCACUUAAAGAGUCGUUGUCCCCUUCUCGUUUGCUGCAAGCACAAGCUUUUCUAGAGUUAUCAGAUAAGAUUUUUGAAGAAAGCCCCGCGAAUGUUCAGAUAGGACCUAAAUUUUCACUUACGUUUUAUAAAACCUUUCAUCGUUCUAUGCAAAAUGAUGGUCCGUCUGACGUUUCUUGGAAGGAAGAAUAUCCUAAGAGUUUGGUAUACGUGAGAAGAAUUCCUUCUGAGGAGAAAUUUCGAUAUGCAUUGAUAAUUGAAGAAGACUUGAAUGACGGACGAUAUCAUGAAGAACUAGCUGACAAAGCCUUGUCGGGCCCCGUAAAGGGAAAAACUAUAGAAUAUCCUAUUAAUUGUAUGUCUAUAUUGUGCUACACUGUUUCUGGAAAGCUAUUAGACAUACCUCAAUCAAGAUCUCCUGUUCUUGCUGUUCAGCUAAUGCAGCCCUCCCCUGAAGAAGAUACUUUAGGUACUUCAAUUCCAGAAGGGACACCUGCUCCUAUAAAUGAUGCAACAGAAGAAAAGUUAAGCAAAGACACUUUCAAUACUACAAGAACAGACUGGAUUGCUUUAGAAAGGUAUGAAGAUACUUCUUUCGAAGCAUCUUCAGAUUCAGAAAGUGACCUGAAUUCAGAAUCUAGUACAAUUAACGAUUCAGAAGAGCAUACCACAGCAAUAAGCAAGGUGCAGGACAAUCGAACAAUGGAUACAAAAAAUGUUGCUACAGAUGAAGAAGAAAUUGUAAAUGCAAUGCAUUCGUUGAACAUAAAUCCAGCUACGUCACUUUAUUUGUCUAACCCAGAAUCACUUUCUCUAUUAGAGUAUAUCCUGCGUUUGUGUGCUUUGCAAGAGCUACAUCAAAAGGCUUGUAUCGAGAUGAGUGAUGAACAGUUAUCUGAUAUGUUAGUUAAUGCUUGGAAUAAUUAGUUGUAUACGGAAUAAAAACAUCUAGUAAUCUCAAUCAUCGUUUGUCAUUUGU
Schizosaccharomyces octosporus yFS286 is the source of this 1868-nucleotide messenger RNA. Its product is annotated as ran GTPase binding protein. The coding region runs from base 422 to 1816 and encodes 464 amino acids. Gene Ontology annotation, molecular function: GTPase regulator activity. The record is from RefSeq and is a predicted model, not a curated record. Gene Ontology annotation, cellular component: nucleus; cytoplasm. The transcript has 5 exons. Lineage: Eukaryota; Fungi; Ascomycota; Schizosaccharomycetes; Schizosaccharomycetales; Schizosaccharomycetaceae.